AUGUACAAACAACAACAACUUCAACUUCAACUCUUCUUUUCCAAAACAUUAAAUUGCUCCGCAGAGAAGGCUCAAGUGAAUUCCUCUCGGAACGAAUUAAUCAUCAUUGAUCAAACAAAUAACAAGAUUAACAUUUACGAUUUGAUAUCGUGCUCUCUCAAAUAUGUGAUUGGAUUCUCUGUUUCCGUAUGGAUGGAAUACAUUGAUCAAUCAUCCUCACAAUUCCGAGCUAUUAGUAUUGCUGUGGAUGAAACGAGACCUGAUGAAGCCAUUCUCCUCCUCGAAUAUCAAAUGAAAAGAAUUAUGACUAAAAUUCCAUUGGGAAGAAGUUUAAAUUCUUCAUAUCGAUUGGCUAGUUGGAGAGUUGUGAGUGAAAAGCAGAGUGUUUCGGUAGAGUUUAGUCAUUCUCUUUCGUGUGAUGGAGAAGGAAGAGUUUAUUCCAUGUUUAAUAUUAAUGGAAAACCGAGAGGGCAGGUGGGUGUGUUUGAUUUUGAUAGUGGCAAAUUGUUGGGUGUGUUCGAUUUCAAUAACAUUCCACAAUCAUUUGGAAUUUUUUCGUUUUAUGCCACUAAGGACUAUUUCUAUAUUACUUUUGCUGAUAAUGCAAGAUACACCUACAUUAGAGCAUUUCACAAGAACUUUCCAAAAGAUAAUCAAUUUUUCACAAUUGAAAAUUCAUUGAAAAUCUUUACUACUUUUGAUGAAUGGGAUAUUAGAGGAUGUCAUUGCAGGAUUAGUCACAUUACAGAGUUAUUGGAAAAGAACAAAUUUAUUUAUAGGAGUCUAUACAAUAUAAUUGAACGAACGUUCACAAGCUCAAUGAAUAGUUCAUCACUGAUUCAUUUUGAUAAUAAGGUGAAAUCAAUUAUUCAUUAUGAUAGUAAGAGAGGGGAAUUGUACUGCUCUGAACAAGAGAGAAUUCUCGUCUUUAAAUAUCCUCCUUCUGGAGCGUAUUUAUCAUGGUUUUGUAACAAGUUAUUCAAGUUGGCUAGGAAUUGCUUUUUGGUGGAUAUUUCCUUUAAAUAA
Naegleria gruberi is the source of this 1026-nucleotide messenger RNA. RefSeq lists its product as uncharacterized. The record is from RefSeq and is a predicted model, not a curated record. The transcript has a single exon. Bases 1 to 1026 code for a protein of 341 amino acids. Lineage: Eukaryota; Heterolobosea; Eutetramitea; Acrasida; Naegleriidae.